This is a messenger RNA of Aspergillus caelatus, 951 nucleotides long. RefSeq lists its product as uncharacterized. The transcript has a single exon. The coding region runs from base 1 to 951 and encodes 316 amino acids. The record is from RefSeq and is a predicted model, not a curated record. NCBI's taxonomy places the organism in Eukaryota, Fungi, Ascomycota, Eurotiomycetes, Eurotiales, Aspergillaceae. Gene Ontology annotation, molecular function: oxidoreductase activity.
AUGAGCAGAUGUGUUCGAUUAAUGAACAUAGGCACGAAUCCUAGGCAAUAUCUGGCAGGGAGACAAAGACCAACUCGCCAAUUCGCAACAGACACCUUGCCAGUAGUACCUCACUUAGUGGCACGAGUUCUUGUUGACUCUCAGCACCUACAGCAUGUUCGCGAUGUACACAACCAUCUCAAGCACCACGGAAUCCUCAAAAUCAGCCUGGGAUUCCCGGACGAUGAAAGCCAAUACUUAGAAAGCCUGGUUGUCAGUCUUUCCAAAAACCAUGGCCACGGGCUCCCCAUCACCCACAGCGCAUCUUGUGGCUGGUUCUGGGAUGUUCGUCCCAGCGAGACCACAUUUCAGACAGAAAAUCACCAGGCUCGAUCAGAAACAAUGGAGGAAUUUCCCUGGCACACAGACUGCAGCUACGAGCAUGCCCCACCGCGGUUCUUUGCCCUUCAGGUUCUCCAUCCCGAUCGCUACGGUGGGGGCACCCUCUCCGUCAUGAAAAUUGAUCAAAUAAGCCAAUUUCUCUCCCCUGCCACCAAGGCAGCCCUCCUUGAACCCGAAUAUCAGAUCACCAUCCCACCCGAGUUUAUCAAAAAUCCCGACCGACGUCAUAUCGUGGGCAGUCUAUGUGCUAUCGACACGCAGGUCCAAGGCCAUUCCUUGAUGAUGCGAUACCGUGACGAGAUUGUGACACCUUUAAGCCCCAGGGCAGCUGCGGCGCUGAAGGAGCUGAAGGGCGCACUGAAGAACACGGAGGCCCUAUCGCAAUCCACGUUACAUCUUACUGCAGCUGACCUACCGGCAAGGUCUAUCAUUCUCCUCGAUAAUUAUCGAUGGCUGCAUGCGCGGAACGGCAUCAAGGACCCUGCGAGGCAUCUUCGUCGGGUGAGAUGGAAUGCUGUUCUGUUUGCCAAUAGCGUCGUCUUGCAACCAUCCGUGGCAUCCAUUACCUGA